Messenger RNA from Exophiala aquamarina CBS 119918, 2235 nucleotides. RefSeq lists its product as uncharacterized. The coding region runs from base 1 to 2235 and encodes 744 amino acids. Gene Ontology annotation, molecular function: zinc ion binding; DNA-binding transcription activator activity, RNA polymerase II-specific; RNA polymerase II cis-regulatory region sequence-specific DNA binding. Gene Ontology annotation, biological process: regulation of transcription by RNA polymerase II. The transcript has 2 exons. The record is from RefSeq and is a predicted model, not a curated record. Gene Ontology annotation, cellular component: nucleus. Lineage: Eukaryota; Fungi; Ascomycota; Eurotiomycetes; Chaetothyriales; Herpotrichiellaceae.
AUGGACCCGUCCAACUACGGAGGUCCCGUAACGCAUUCAGCAAAGCGACCUCGACCAGUGAUCUCCUGCCUGGAAUGUCGACGGAAGAAGCUUAAAUGCGAUCGCACGCACCCCUGCCAACAAUGUCUCAAAGUUGGACGUCCAGGGAGAUGCCAGUAUCAGCCAGGUUCAGAGCCCGACACGGCUGAAUCCCCGAACGCGAAUCCGAAGCGACAUCAAACGCAGUCUCCAUCAGAGCAAAAUGGCCAUGUAUUCCUGCCCAGCACCAAUGGCAUUAGUGUGGAACGUAUGCAACAAGCUAAGAUAGGUAUUAUCGAAGAUCUCCAAGCAAGGGUCGCCAAAUUAGAAACCGCUCUGCUUGCACAAGAUCCAAAAGAAGAGCAGGUGUUGGUUUUUCAUGAUUCUGCGCAGCAACAUGAGCACAAUGUCUUCUUGGGAGCAGCUCAGAAGCUCGUCGCUGAUGGUAGUGUUGAUUCUCGAUUCUCCGACGCUUGCGAAUUCAUGCGAGCUUUACAAAAUCGCAAUAAUGAUCCUGAAUUGAUACGCAUCCGAGAUGAUUUGGAGAAUUUGCAACGUACUUUGAAGACUCAUGACCAGAGCUUGCCAGCCGACAAUGACCCAGGACCAGCGACUGAACGCCUCCCACUCGACCUACCCCCCUUCCGGGUAUGUGAGCGGCUGGCGGUCUUGUACUUUGACAACAUGGAGCACUGCUUUCGGAUUUUGUGUUGGUCUGAUUUUAGACGUCAAUUAGGCAUCUUGUUCACUGAUGGCCUAGGACCAGAUGCUUGCAGUUUCGGGUUCCUUCCACAGCUUGUAGGUGCACUGGCUAUCGGCACUCUUCUCGGCACGCACGAGGAGUGUAAAGAGGCAUCCACGUAUUCUCUCAUCAAGCACAGCAGAGCUGUCAAAUUCAUGGAGGAUUUCUCUCUAGGCUUGAAGGGCGUUCAGAGAUAUCAGCUUCCGGCUUUGCAGGUGAAGAUGUUGACUGUAAUGUGUCGAUGGCUGGGCUCGGACCCUCUUGUCGAUUUAUUUGGUCUCAGUGGAGAGAUCAUAAGAGAUGCUCUUGUGAUGAGGAUGGAUCAAGAUCCAACCACCUUGCCUGGGGUCAGUAUAUAUGAAGGGGAGUUGAGGAGGAGAAGUUGGAUGACGAUCAUGGAAGUUGAUCUGAUGUUGUCAGAGCUUUGCAGGUUGCCGUGUAUGGUACCUCCGUACACCUGUCGGCCUCCACGAAACAUCAAUGACGACGAGAUAUAUGAGGGCAUGGAAGUACUGCCACCCUCCCGCCCAACAGAGCUGUGGACGGACGGCCUAUGUCAGUACGUGCUUGCAAAGUCGUUCCCACAUCGGCUUGCUGCAUGCAAGAAAAUGGAAAGCGCUACUGAAUUCACGAUCGAGGAACUCUUGGGAGACACCAGAUAUAUGGAGAAGGAGCUACAAAAUCUCCCCCCCCCUUUACGGUUCACUUACAUGGGAGACGAACGAAGCAAGACUUCUCCUCGACUGAUGGCUCGCAUGGAGUUGGACAUUAGCAUUCGAAGACCUUUGAUGUAUCUGUACUCGUGUUUCACCUCUGCAUUCAAUGCUGAAGACAUCCCACAAGAAGCACGAGCAGGCUUCCUCCAAAGCUACCUCAUGGUCACCAACUAUCAAGACUUAUUUGAUCCUCAGUUCUCUGAAUUGAACGUGCCUCGACCUCAAGGUUAUUGGGAUUUCUUUCACAGCGUUUACAGGCACGAAUUGGGACAGGCAAUACUUGGACUAUGCUCAGAGAUCAAAAGAGUGGGAUCGCUGCCCCAAGUGCAGUCAGAGAGUCCUGAUGCUCGUACCUCGACCGAGGGCAAGAUCGACAAUACUUCGAGAGUAUCACUAUUCACAAGAGAGAGCUUGAUGUCCUCAGUGAAGGAGACCCUAGAGCCCAUGAUACGGCGCCUGUCUCGCACCAAAGCCAAUCUGAAGGACCUCAUCUACCUUAACAUUGUCUUCGCAUCUGUCCUCCCACAAGAGGAAGGCCAGUCUAAAUACGAACAGAUCAAGAGGGAUCUCCAGAAGCUUAUUCGGGACUGCCAAACCCAGCUGGAACGGGAUGGGUUAAGAAUCAGCACCACUUCACUGGGGAAUGAGAUACGAGUCCAGGGCCGCCCUGAUCGCGACAGGCACGUGAUGGAUGCGCGAUUUGAUCCUUGUUGGGAGGGCUUUCCGGAUCUUGACCUUCUUGAGCCAAUAAGCGUCUGA